CUGAGAAAACCUGGACAACAGGAUGUUGUCAAUAUUACGAAAAGCGCGAUUGAAGGACAAGGAGAUGAGAAUUCUGAUGCUGGGCCUGGACAAUGCAGGAAAGACCACCAUCGUGAAGAGAAUCAUGAACGAAGACGUGAACAGCGUCAGCCCAACUCUUGGGUUCAUCAUCAAAACGAUAGAUUAUGAUGGAUACAAACUCAACAUUUGGGAUGUCGGUGGCCAGAAGACACUGAGGACGUACUGGAAGAACUACUUCGAGAAGACUGAUACUCUGAUAUGGGUUGUCGAUGCCACGGAUCGUGAGCGCAUCGACGACUGUCGCCAGGAACUUGAUGGAUUGCUUUUGGAAGAGCGACUCAUAGGUGCCAGUCUCCUCGUCUUCAAAAACAAGAGCGACGUGGCUGGCUCAAUGACGGAGGACGAGGUUCGUAAGGGACUCCGCCUGGACUCGAUCAAAACACACAAGUGGACCAUUAUGGCCUGCAGUGCCAUAACGGGGUUGAACCUGCAAGAAGGACUAGAAUGGGUGGUACAGGACGCGAAAGCAAGACUUUUCUUGUAUUGAUAAAUACCAUACGGUGUUGAGUGACUGCAAGGGGUGAACUGACAGGGGGGCUUCUCGAGUGGAUCUAAAAAAAGCAUAGCGCAUGUGCAGCUUCUGGCGUGGCGGCACUGGGCGAAGCCGAAGUUUG
This is a messenger RNA of Lindgomyces ingoldianus, 695 nucleotides long. Its product is annotated as ADP-ribosylation factor. Gene Ontology annotation, biological process: protein folding. NCBI's taxonomy places the organism in Eukaryota, Fungi, Ascomycota, Dothideomycetes, Pleosporales, Lindgomycetaceae. Gene Ontology annotation, molecular function: GTP binding; GTPase activity. The transcript has 6 exons. The record is from RefSeq and is a predicted model, not a curated record. Gene Ontology annotation, cellular component: microtubule cytoskeleton; cytoplasm. The coding region runs from base 23 to 568 and encodes 181 amino acids.